This is a messenger RNA of Danio rerio (zebrafish), 859 nucleotides long. RefSeq names its product zgc:92590. Gene Ontology annotation, cellular component: extracellular region. Gene Ontology annotation, biological process: proteolysis. The record is from RefSeq and is marked provisional. Gene Ontology annotation, molecular function: peptidase activity; serine-type endopeptidase activity; hydrolase activity. NCBI's taxonomy places the organism in Eukaryota, Metazoa, Chordata, Actinopteri, Cypriniformes, Danionidae.
AAAGCUGUGUGUGAACUGUCCUCUUCUCCUUCACUGCAAUGAAGAUGAUUGUGUUCGCUUUGCUGGUCCUGGCUGUGGCUUGCAGUGCAGAUGAUAAAAUCAUUGGCGGUUAUGAAUGUUCACCCAACUCGCAGCCCUGGCAAAUCUACUUGACUUAUGAUAACGGUCAGCGCUGGUGUGGAGCAUCUCUGAUUAAUGAUAGAUGGGCCGUUUCUGCUGCUCACUGCUAUCUUGUAGCUAAUCGUCUUACUGUCCAUCUGGGAGAGCACAACGUAGCUGUCGAAGAAGGCACAGAGCAGCGGAUCAAGGCAGAGAAAGUGAUCCCUCACCCGAAAUACAAUGAUUAUACAUUGGACAAUGACUUCAUGCUGAUCAAGCUGAAAGAGCCUGCCGUUUUCAACCAGUACGUUCAGCCCAUUCCUCUGACGACCAGCUGUUCUUCUGAAGGAGAGCAGUGCUUGGUUUCUGGAUGGGGGAAUCUGAUCAACACUGGAGUUGUCUAUCCCGAUGUGCUGCAGUGUUUGAACCUGCCUGUUCUGACAAGAGCCCAGUGUGAGGGUGCGUAUGGAUGGCAAAUCACUAAAAACAUGUUCUGUGCUGGAUUCAUGGAGGGAGGCAAAGACGCAUGUCAGGGAGAUUCUGGCGGCCCUGUGAUAUGCAAUGGUGAGCUGCGAGGGGUCGUUUCUUGGGGUUACGGCUGUGCUGAUUCCGGCUAUCCUGGGGUUUAUACUGAGGUCUGCCGCUACACUGACUGGGUUGCGUCUACCAUUGCAAACAACUAACUAUUUCUCUAUCCGAUUGUGGCCAUUUGAUUACAAGUUAAUUUUCUAAAAACAUAUUAAAUUCAAAUUGGAACCAA